Rotaria sp. Silwood1 is the source of this 540-nucleotide messenger RNA. The record is from the annotation of a GenBank genome assembly. Lineage: Eukaryota; Metazoa; Rotifera; Eurotatoria; Philodinida; Philodinidae.
AUGUGGCAUGAUGACUAUUUUCUACAAUUCAAUUGUACAUUUACUCAAUCGAAUUUACUUGAUGAAACUACUACAGUUUCAGAUAAUCCAUCGACUCAUGAUUCAAAAAUGAAGAAAAAAGAACAAUCACCAUCUCAACCAGUUCACGUGUCCAAGGAUAAGCAAAUUCAACAACAACCAGUUGCUCAACGAAUUGAUAUUCUUGAACAAUGUUUACGUGAUAUGGACAAGUAUGAAGAACAGUUAAUAGCUUUUUGUGGUUUGUGGGAAGAUUAUCCUUAUCAUCGUUAUCGCAUGAAAUUUUGUAUUGAAAUGGGUCAAUUAGUUGGUUAUUCCAACACUAAUGAUAGUAAAGCAUUAGCAAGUUAUGAUGGUCGUAUAAUAAAUAUGAUUAUUGUACAUCCAAAAGAAACAGGUCGUCCAUUAGAUCAUUAUCGAGGUUGUCUUGGUUGGAACCAGAAAUAUAUUAGAUGGGAAAAAGAAGAUUCAUCUCGUGAAAGUGGUUGGCGUUCAACUCGACGAUGGAUUAAAAUUGAAUAA